Messenger RNA from Vicia faba (fava bean), 627 nucleotides. Lineage: Eukaryota; Viridiplantae; Streptophyta; Magnoliopsida; Fabales; Fabaceae. The record is from the annotation of a GenBank genome assembly.
AUGCAUGGAUUCUCCACUGUUGACGGCUUUGUGGAGAUAAGCGAGUGCUUGGCAGAGAUGAUUAAAUACGUAGCAAAUGAACCAUCUGCUGGUCUUUUCUUCAUCCAACAGCAUACUCAGAAUGCAGUUCCCAAUGUCAUUAAGCUUAAGAAGAAGGUUAUUGACAAGUCUCAUGAAACGCGUUUGCACACAGAAGAUUUGGAGGAUUCUGUCACAACGGUGAAAUCAAUGAAGGAGUGUGGAUUCCCAAUAAUUGAUGACAUGAUUGGAGACAUUAAAAAAACUCUGGCCACUAUGACAUCAAAGCAACCAAAACGAGUGCUACCGAGUCUGCCAGCAUCAAAUUUUCAGACAGAAAGAACUAGUUUUUGGGGAUCAAUAAGUCCCAAGACUGAGAAGGCAGAGCUGUACCCUAAUGUGCCUUUGUCUGUCACAUAUGCAAGCAGUUGUACAUCUACAGACAAGUUGCCACUGCCAAGACAGGUUGAAGAUGAAACUCUGCCGGAACAGAGUGAUAUUGGGAUUAAUUUAUUGUCAGUAACAGAAAAAUAUGAUGACUUCAAAGCUAGUAAACAAGCCAAGCUGGAGGAGUGGCUGGAAGGAACUAAUAAUCAUGAUUGUGGGUAA